Messenger RNA from Elephantulus edwardii (Cape elephant shrew), 717 nucleotides. Its product is annotated as N-alpha-acetyltransferase 10-like. The record is from RefSeq and is a predicted model, not a curated record. Gene Ontology annotation, molecular function: protein N-terminal-serine acetyltransferase activity; protein-N-terminal-glutamate acetyltransferase activity. Gene Ontology annotation, cellular component: NatA complex. Gene Ontology annotation, biological process: N-terminal peptidyl-glutamic acid acetylation. Bases 25 to 717 code for a protein of 230 amino acids. The transcript has a single exon. NCBI's taxonomy places the organism in Eukaryota, Metazoa, Chordata, Mammalia, Macroscelidea, Macroscelididae.
GCGGGCUCCCUACUCGCCGCCAUUAUGAACAUCCGCAAUGCUGGGCCGGCGGAUCUGAUGAACAUGCAGCAUUGCAAUCUCCUUUGCCUUCCUGAGAACUAUCAGAUGAAGUACUAUUUCUACCAUGGCCUUUCUUGGCCUCAGCUCUCUUAUAUUGCUGAGGAUGAGGACGGGAAGAUGGUGGGCUAUGUGCUGGCCAAAAUGGAAGAGGACCCAGACGAUGUCCCCCACGGGCAUAUCACCUCACUGGCUGUGAAGCGCUCGCACCGUCGUCUCGGCCUGGCCCAGAAGCUGAUGGACCAGGCCGCCAGGGCCAUGAUCGAGAACUUCAGUGCCAAAUAUGUGUCCCUGCAUGUCAGAAAGAGCAACCGGGCCGCUUUACACCUCUACUCGGACGCCCUCAACUUUGAGGUUAGUGAGGUGGAACUGAAAUACUAUGCAGAUGGGGAAGAUGCCUAUGCUAUGAAGCGAGAUCUCACACAGAUGGCUGAGGAGCUGAAGCAGCAGCGGGAGCUGAAGAAAUGUGGAUACGUGGUGCUGGGCUGCAGGGAGAGUGAGGUGGAGACCCACAUCAGCACACAUCCCAGUUGUGAAGAGGCCUGCCAGGAGGCAAAGAGCCCAGAGGCUGAGGAUAGAGGUGACUGCAAGGAGCUCAGUGACUGCUCUGAGAGCCUCGAUGCUCAGGACGGCUCAGGAGACUUGGAUUCUGCGGCCUAG